AUGGAUUCACUAACACACCAUAUUCAAGGUGAGGUGCCAUGGUUUAUGUUAUUCGCUGACGACAUAGUUUUAAUUGAUGAGACGCGAGGCGGGGUUAAGAGGCUAGAGGUUUGGAGACAGGCCCUUGAGUCUAAGGGUUUCAGGCUGAGCAGGACUAAGAUAGAGUACCUGGAGUGCAACUUCAGUGCUGAGCCAAGGGAAGCGUACAUGAACGUGAAGCUUGAAUCACAGUUCAUCCCCAGUAAAGGCAGUUUCAACUACCGUGGGUCAGUUAUCCAGGGGUAUAGGGAGAUCAACGAGUAUGUCACAAACCGUAUUAGGGUGGGGUGGAUGAAGUGGAG
Messenger RNA from Nicotiana tabacum (common tobacco), 341 nucleotides. The record is from RefSeq and is a predicted model, not a curated record. NCBI's taxonomy places the organism in Eukaryota, Viridiplantae, Streptophyta, Magnoliopsida, Solanales, Solanaceae.